This is a messenger RNA of Drosophila grimshawi, 2421 nucleotides long. It is a transcript of the gene galene, whose product is annotated as serine/arginine repetitive matrix protein 1. NCBI's taxonomy places the organism in Eukaryota, Metazoa, Arthropoda, Insecta, Diptera, Drosophilidae. The record is from RefSeq and is a predicted model, not a curated record. Gene Ontology annotation, biological process: potassium ion transmembrane transport; stabilization of membrane potential. Gene Ontology annotation, cellular component: membrane. Bases 1 to 2301 code for a protein of 766 amino acids. The transcript is spliced from 5 exons. Gene Ontology annotation, molecular function: potassium ion leak channel activity.
AUGUCGACGAGGCGCGCACAAUCGAUGCCGGCACACAUGGUGGAGCCAGCGAAGCCGCAGCGAGGACGCUGUGUGGCUGCCAUCUGUUUCUCGUGGAAGGUGCUCACCUGCAUCGUUUCGCAUGUGUUGCUCGUGGCGCUUGUGGUCUCCUAUUGUGUGGGCGGUGCCUACUUGUUCCAACAUCUCGAGCGACCCCACGAGAUUGAGGUCAAGCGAGACAUUCAAAAUCUGCGCUUCAAUCUGACCGAACGCAUUUGGCUGCUCUCCGAUGAUGCUCUGGUGCUGCGGGAGAACGAUUGGAUGGCGAAUGUGAGCAAACAUUUGGCCAACUUUGAGAAGCAAAUAUUGACUGCCAUCAAGGCCGAUGGCUGGGAUGGCGACGAGGAUGUUCGCAAAUCCCAGUGGACCUUUGCCGGCUCACUAUUCUACUCGAUCAUCGUGAUAACCACAAUCGGCUAUGGCCACAUAUCACCGCGCACGGACUGGGGCAAGGUGACAACGAUCUUUUAUGCUAUCGUUGGCAUUCCGCUGAUGCUGCUCUGUCUAUCAAACAUUGGAGAUGUGAUGGCCACAUCGUUUCGUUUCCUGUACUGGCGCAUCUGCUGCUAUGUGUGCACCCGAUCCGCGAAGCGUCCGCGGAAUACCCGCUCCCGCCAGAGAUCGAUGCGCAUGCGUCCGCAGCGGGUGACGUCACGUUCGCAACCACCUCCUUCGUUCCGCCGCUCCAUGAAGGUGACGCAGCGUUCGAACAAUGAUUCCGGAUUGGGUCCGUCGAUGGGUCACGCCUACUCUGAUCCAGAGCUGCGCACCUAUGGUCGUGGUUAUGACGAUCGCGAACGCGAUCGUGAAUUCGGUGGGCAUAGGGGUAAGGGAGGAGGAAGAGGAGCAGAUGGCGGACGCUCGCGUCACCAACAGCCGUAUCAUGUGCCGCUGCAGCAUGAGCCUCGCCAGCGUCACACUGUCUAUGGUGAUUCGGAGUAUGAGGGCCAAACGAUGAAUCGCGCCAAUCGCUACAGCAGUCGACAGCGACAGCGGGACAGAAUGCGAGAUCGUCAUACGGUGGAGCGCGAACGUUACGUGGGUCACUCCAAGUCACACAUGCAUGGCUCCAUUGAUGAUUUCAGUGAUAUGCAGCCACCGGCCAAGCGGGCAGCCAGCGUGAGAUCGGUGCGAUCCCCGCAGCGUCAGGAGACGCGUGCCUCACGCGAAUUACUUCGUCUGCAGUCCCAUCCUGGUCGUGGGCGCGCCAAGUCUGUGGAUCCACGGCAUGGUCCGCAGUCCUCGCACUACGAGGAUGUGGAUGAGGAUGUGGUGCGCAAGACGCCCAUUAUACCCAAUCGUUAUGUACUGGAUGAUGAUGAGGAUUUCGCCAGCAGUGGGCACAAGGCACGGAAUGCUCCGCGUAGCCAAUCUAUGCCAAGAUCAGCGCAUCGUCAGCGUCAGCGUCAAAGGGAACUGGAACGCGAGCGUUCCCCGCAGCCACAGCAGAAUCAUCAUCAUCACCAUCACCCUCAUCAGCAGCAGCAUCAACAGCUGCAGCAGCAGCAUCGUCAGCAACGCCCCAAUGUACGACGUGCUGGCAGCCUGGGACGUCAAUCCUCGCGCUAUGGCAAUCAUCUGGAGCCACCGGACUAUGAUGGAGCACCGCAGCCGCAACGGAAUCGACGCGGACGUUCGCCACGCUAUGAUGACUACGUGGAGGAGAGCUUCGAUGAGUUGUCCCUCUGCGAGGACAACGAUCACUACGAGGAUUAUCCAGUGCGUCGAAGUUCACGCAAUCGGGAGCCAAAACGCGAGCGGAGACGGGAACCACGUCGCCUACCACCCUCACCUCGUAUUAUGUCGCCAAUGGGUUUUCCGGUGCAGCGACAGAUUCGUCGGCGGCCCAGUUAUGAUUAUGAUGAUGACGAUUCCAUGUAUGGGGAUGAGUAUGGCGACAGAUAUGAACUGAUGCCCAAGGAUCGACCAGUGCCUAUUUGGCUGUGUGUCUUUCUCGUUGUCAGCUAUAUUCUGGGCGGUGCGGCGCUCUUUGCCUUCUGGGAGAACUGGUCCUUCCUGGACUCCGCCUACUUCUGCUUCAUCACGCUAACCACAAUUGGCUUUGGCGAUUUUGUGCCCGCCAAGGGUGUCAAGGACGAAUCGGAGCAGUCUAUUGCCUACUGUUCCUUGUAUCUGCUCUUUGGCAUUGCCUUGCUCGCUAUGAGUUUCAAUCUAGUGCAGGAGGAGUUCAUAGCCAAUGUGAAAGAGGUGGCAAGACGCCUGGGCAUACUCAAGGAUGAUGAGGAGGACCAAGACGACUGAUGGCGUCCUCAAAUGUUUAAAACAAUUAACCAUUUUAUAUUUACGUAUCUUAAGUAUUUAAAAUGAUUGGCUAAAUAGAUUAGGGUUUGAAUAUUAUAAAUAAAAUACAGGAAAUACUUA